GUCGCGAAUUUCGAGAUGAAUCCGUCCGUCGAGCAUCGCGAUCUCUAGUCGUCGAGUGAAUUUUCGGUUUUCCUGCUUCGCGCAGUUUGCGCUAUUUUCGACGGCUUUCCAAGUGCGAACUUUUCGGCUCCCGGCGCAACUUCGACUGGACGCCCGGCCCUGACAUUGCGCCGCUCGAACGUCGGAAAAAUCGCUCAAAAACGCUCGAUUAUGGCCGCGUAACGGGCCAAUGUCAAAGCCUUUCAUUUUCUUUUCGACGAUUCGAACACUCGAAGCUGUGAGAAUACUGUGAUAACGUAUCGAGGGAAGCAUGGCAGAAUCCGGCAUCGACAUUGGAUAUGAUCUCUCUGCUCUGCUCUCGGAGGACUUUGAUAUCGAGAGUGCUAUAGAUUUCGAUGAUCUCUUAGGGACGCCGAAAAAUCAAGAGUUUUACGAACUGACAUCUAAAACUAUGCCCGUUUUAGAAAGCACGCCGAACUUGAAGACGAUCAACCCGGCGUCGCGCACCCAACUGAAACUGCAACUGAUGAGGGACCAAGCUAUCUACGAGCAACAGAAGAAGAACCAGGAGAAGACGCAGCGGCCGCCGCCUCACGCGCAGCAAAUACCGGCGCCGAAUCCGGCCCAAAAUCCUAUAAAAGUACCGCUGAACAGCCUGGCCGAGGUGCCGCCGCAGGUGCUGCAGGUGCAAACCAAGCUGGCGAACCCGACGCGGUACCACGUCAUGCAGAAGCAGAAGGACCAAGUGAAACAGUACCUGAGCGAGUCGUUUCAAGCGGCUGGUGCGGAGCACCGGUUGACUCAGACUCAGACUCAAAGUGCCCCGCCUAGCGGUACCGGAACCGGCCAGUACAACGGCGGUACCGCGAACGUUUCCGGUUCGCAGGGGUACUACUCGCAGGGGAAGGUCGCGCAGAGCUACGACGUGCCCGUGCUGUCGCCCACUCUGAGCUCGGGGGCCACCAGUUGUACAUCGGAGGCUGAAGAGUUAAUAGACGAUUUAUUAUCAUUAGAAUCCAGUUCUCUAGCUUCCGAUGGCUUUAAAACGGAUAAUUCCCUCACAGGAGGCGAUCUCAAUAUCAAAAACGAACCCUACAUACUUAGCGACGCCGAAUUACACGCCCUGGCCAAAGACCGUCAGAAAAAAGACAAUCACAACAUGAUUGAACGUAGAAGAAGAUUUAACAUAAACGAUCGAAUCAAAGAGCUGGGCACGUUGUUGCCGAAAAACAACGAUCCAUACUACGAAAUCGUCCGGGACGUCCGCCCCAACAAAGGGACGAUUUUGAAAUCGUCGGUCGAAUACAUUAAGUGUCUGAAAAACGAGGUUCAAAGGCUGAAACAGCAAGAGGCUAGACAGAAGCAAAUGGAGAGCAUAAAUAGGAAACUACAAUUGCGAGUACAGGAACUUGAAAGACAAGCGAAAUCUCACGGUCUUCCGGUAUCCGACUUCAACUGGCAGAACAUUUCAGUGACGACGCCUCAACCGUACAAUACAUACAGUAAUCAACAGAAUCCUCAGUCUGUUACUCUGUUACCUCCGAUCGUCCUGCCGGACCCGUGUCGAAAAAUGCCGGACGUCAUAUCGGAUUCCCUCAACUUGUCCGCCAUGGACGAGGGCAUGGACGACGACGAUCUCGUCUACGGGGUCAACGGGGACCCGAUGCUGUCUUCGCCUCAUUCCUUGCACACGGACACGCUGCUGGCAUCUCCUGGUCAUCCCGGUUCCGGAGAUCCUCUUCUCUGCGAACAACGCCUCCCGACGCCGACGCCCAGCAGCCAUAUCGACCAGGACGUUGAUUCGCUGGAUAUGGAUAUGAUAGCAUAGUAUACACUGAUAGACCAUAGACUCUGACAGAUGAAAACCUUUAUGUUGAUCUCUAGAUCAAGGAGUGUCCGAUUUGAACCAGUUUGUCUGUUGGUUGGAUUGAUUUUGCUGCACCGGUGCAAUGAACCUGAAGAAUAUCUAUUCUUCCCACAAUUUGUACGUUCUUGAGAUCAAUGUAAAAGAAUGUGGAUUGCGAAGUAUCCCCUAUGGUGUUCUGUUUUUCAUUUGUCGAUGGAAUUUUUAGUCUUACCUAUUUAGCGGUAGGUAUUUUUUUAGUUUAUCUGUUUAGAUACUUAGGUAUUAUCUGUCAACCAUAUCUUUGCAAUGGUGAUUUUUCAAUAUGUCUGGAUCUAAAUGUUUGUUGAAAAGCGCUAUCCUACAUCACCAAAUUUUCCAUUAUUUAUACAAAUAGGUGCUACAAGAAUAGCUAAACUCUGAGACCAAUUUUAUAAAUAUUUACUUGAUUACCGCGUAAAUAAGCUUAAAAACGCAAAUUGUCAGAGUUUUGUUGUUCGCUAUCAUUUUAACCGAUAGAAAAUUUUCAAUAAAUUAAUACUAAAUACGGUAUUAUAAAUAAGUGUGAUUUUUUUAUAUUUAUAUAUUAUUAACUUAAGAAAUGUUCUUUCAUAAUUUGUUACCUAUACUUCGAAAAAGACGACACAUACAUGCAACUAGCAACAGCGCUGAACUAAGCAACACAACGGCUCUGAAUUGAAAAUAGUUAUUUUUUUCGAAAUUUCGCUCUAGAAUAUUAACACGUCCACAAAAAAAAACGUCCAUUGUUAGGCCAGGAAAUUCUUAAACGUUGAGAGUUUUCGAUUCUGUCAUACCCUUUUUCGAAUUGUUUAAACUGUCGUGGUCAAAAAUUGAAAAAUUCAACCGCAUAUUCGGCUGCGUUACCAAGCACGUAUUUCCCAUAAGAAAUGCAAUUAGAUUGAUGUACGAUUUAGAAUGACAGUAAGAAUCAAUAUGUAGUGAUUAAUUAUAUUGUAGACUAACAUGAAUUUAAAAAAAAAUAGGCUCCUAAGCUGCUAUAUAUUUUUUAUGAUGUUACAUUGGAGGCGUUCUGGAAAAAAGCCCUGCGUGCCUUUUUAGCUCGGAUUUAGCUGCAAAUUGUUAUUACUGUUAGAUUACAAAAAAAGCCAAAUAUUGUAUUUAAUGAAAUUUUUAUGUGAUGUGAUUGGGUAUAGAUAUUAUGAUCGCUGUUAUUCUGUUUUAGACUUUUAAAUAUUGUUUGAGAUUAUAUUGUUAAUAAAUAAUUGAAAGUAGCAUUUA
Phyllotreta striolata is the source of this 3103-nucleotide messenger RNA. NCBI's taxonomy places the organism in Eukaryota, Metazoa, Arthropoda, Insecta, Coleoptera, Chrysomelidae. The record is from the annotation of a GenBank genome assembly.